AUGGCGACUCUUUCUGAUACUCAGCUGGAAUUGCUUACGAAUACGUUUCUUGGGAAGUUUUUAGAUCUGAAGCCAAUGUCUGUUCAACCUCAACUUCUACAUUCUUUGUUGCUGCGUGAAGUGAAGCAUCCAAAUAAUAGGGAAUUAUGGUUUAAAGUUGCUGGAUAUAAACUUCGUUUCAGCAUCGAGGAAUUUGCUUUGAUUACGGGGUUAAACUGUGUUGGCGAACUGAACGAGCUCUCUUUUGCUCCGACACACAAUCGGCUGGUAGAAACCUAUUUCCCUAAUUCAGAUGUUACACGUGAUGGAUUGGGCGUUAUUUUCUUAAAUAAGUCUUUCAAGUCUGAUCAUGAUGCGGUCAAGUUGGCUGUAAUUUACUUAUUUGAGUUCUUUUUGUGCUCAAAUGAAAGUAAAUAUCAGCAUGUUAGUCGUUUCUUUAUGGAUAUGGUUGAUAGUGGCGACUAUAAUUCAUAUUCGUGGGGCAUCAUGGUCUUCCGAUCUACCAUCUCUGAUAUGAAGAAUAGGUUUGUUUCAAGUAAAAAGCUCAAAUUUUACAGGCUGCUUAGUUUUCCGUUGGCUUUGCAACUAUGGUUUUACGAAGUUUGUCCUGCUGCAAAGAUGAAGAUCUGCCUGAGCAAUGAUGAAGGACCAUCAAUUCCUCGGAUGCUGAAGUGGGAAACCAAUGAUACGGUUCUUAGCAAUCGAUAUAUAAAUGAGACUUUUUAUGAUCUGACACGUGAUGAGACAGUUAAAGUUGAAGAUAUUGUUUUGACAGCAGAAGAAAGAAGCUUCCUUAACAUUUCUGGAUUUUUUCAAUCUACAAAGAAGAAAAUUGUUGAAAAUUUGGAUGAUUCAACAGAUGAUGAAUUGCUUGCUGGUUUUUUGAAAUGUAAGAAAGUUGAAUCGUCGCGACAAAGGAAAACUUUUAAGCACUUGAAGGGUCGAUUGGAUAUAAUCGUGUCGAGUCAAUCGAAUUUGCAAUCUGAAGUUACUUCUCUAAAGAAGGAGAUUCGAAUCGUAUCUGCUGAAAAUUUACAACCUGCAUUUACUGAUGCUGUUGUUAAUGAUGGUGGUGUAGAAAAGGAGAUCGCUGAUGAAGAGAAUGAGGAUGAUAACUAUGAGUAUGAGGAGGAUAAUCAUGAGUAUGAGGAGAAGGAAGACGAUGAGGAGAAGGAAGACGAUGAUGGAAAGGAAGACGAUAAGGGGAAGGAAGAGGGAAAGGAAGACGAUGAGGGGAAGAAAGACAAUGAUAGAGAGUAG
This is a messenger RNA of Mercurialis annua (annual mercury), 1260 nucleotides long. RefSeq lists its product as uncharacterized. Bases 1 to 1260 code for a protein of 419 amino acids. NCBI's taxonomy places the organism in Eukaryota, Viridiplantae, Streptophyta, Magnoliopsida, Malpighiales, Euphorbiaceae. The record is from RefSeq and is a predicted model, not a curated record. The transcript has 3 exons.